Vicia villosa (hairy vetch) is the source of this 1603-nucleotide messenger RNA. Its product is annotated as 4,5-DOPA dioxygenase extradiol-like. The coding region runs from base 77 to 874 and encodes 265 amino acids. The transcript is spliced from 3 exons. NCBI's taxonomy places the organism in Eukaryota, Viridiplantae, Streptophyta, Magnoliopsida, Fabales, Fabaceae. Gene Ontology annotation, molecular function: zinc ion binding; oxidoreductase activity, acting on single donors with incorporation of molecular oxygen; ferrous iron binding. The record is from RefSeq and is a predicted model, not a curated record.
CCAUGUUAAAGAUUUUAUCAUAACACGGUUCAAUAUUCAAUACAAGAGAAAGAAAUAGUGAAUUCAAUACACAAAAAUGGCAUUGAAGCAAACCUUUUACAUAUCACAUGGAUCACCAGAACUAGCCAUAGAUGAAACAAUCCCUGCAUGGAAAUUCUUGACAUCAUGGAAACAGGUGUUUCCUCAAAGACCCUCUUCCAUUCUUGUUAUCUCUGGUCAUUGGGACACGUCUGUUCCCACCGUCAACGUUGUUAGCCGCAACGAAACCAUCCAUGACUUUGGAGGAUUCCCCAGGCGCAUGUACAAGCUCAAGUAUCCGGCACCAGGUGCUCCAAAGUUAGCGAAGAGGGUGAAGGAACUAAUCGAAUCAUCCGGGUUGAGUCAAGUGAACGAAGAUAAAAAACGCGGGCUUGAUCAUGGUACAUGGGUGCCUCUAAUGUUGAUGUAUCCAGAAGCUGAUAUCCCUGUGUGUCAACUUUCUGUUUCAUCAAGUAGAGAUGGUACUUAUCAUUAUAACUUGGGAAAGGCACUGGCUCCUCUGAAAGAUGAAGGUGUUCUAAUAAUUGGAUCCGGAAGUGCCACUCAUAACUUGAGAGCAAUUGGUCCCCGCGAAAGUCCUCCUCCUCCUUGGGCUCUCGCAUUCGAUUCUUGGCUAAAAGAAUCCCUUGUCGAAGGAAGGUAUGAUGAAAUAAAUCAUUAUGAAGAGAAGGCUCCAUAUGCAAAAGUGGCUCAUCCAUGGCCUGAUCACUUCUUCCCAUUGCAUGUGGCUAUGGGGGCUGCUGGUGAGAAUUCAAAGGCCAAGGUUAUUCAUGAGAGUUGGGAUGGUGGUGCUUUUUCUUAUGCCUCUUUUGGUUUCACAUCCGCUAGUAGCUAAUUGAGAUUUGAUACAUCAAAUUGCUUUCCUAUUAUUCUCCUGUAUUUUGUAUAGUAAUCAAAUAAAUUGUAGUGAUGUUUUAUGAUCUAAAAAUACAUGUAUGUACAUGAAUUUUACUAGAAACUUCUUAUGUACCUACAAUUGCUCAUUGAAACAUUAAAUGAGAGAGAGCAUCUGAGGAGUUGACAUACAAAAAUUUCUAAACCAUAGUCAUUGCGACACUAAGAUUUUUAUAAUAUUUCCUUUUGAAAAAGUGAUUUUACAGAAGUUCUUCUGAUCUACCUCUAAGAAGUUGCAAUUUUGCCAAACACUAGACUUGCUGAUCCCUUAUCCCUCUGUAUCACAUCAAAUCUCCAUUUAAGUAUCAAUGACCCGUGUUCAAUUUUUACUCGGUCAUUAGUUUGAAUAACAAUCUCAAUGUUGACCUUUAAGGUAAGAUCUCACAUUGAAUGAGGUUAAAUUUGGAAAUGCAUUUAAAAGUGGCAGACCGUCUUCACCUUACAAAUCCGUUUCUAUUCUUAAAUGGAGCGAAACUCUCUGAUACGACGACGUAGAUCUUCGGUAUGGUGGAAUGUGUCUGCAAGGUUAGCACUCCAACACUUAAGUUAAUGAAAUCAGAAAAGUGCAACAUUGCAAGAGUGGGUGAUAUUAUACCUGUUAUAGUAAGUAGAUGAGUUUAUAUAUGGUAGACGGUUGAAACCACUAUCGAUAGCUAGGCGUAGAGUGCAU